This is a messenger RNA of Spizellomyces punctatus DAOM BR117, 2328 nucleotides long. RefSeq lists its product as uncharacterized. Bases 270 to 2270 code for a protein of 666 amino acids. Lineage: Eukaryota; Fungi; Chytridiomycota; Chytridiomycetes; Spizellomycetales; Spizellomycetaceae. The record is from RefSeq and is a predicted model, not a curated record. The transcript has 2 exons. Gene Ontology annotation, molecular function: protein binding.
UUAUUAUUAGCGACUGCCCGAAUUUGGGCGGAACACGUCAAAGCCCUGGCCCUGACUGCAAAUCCAAGGCGACGUCAUCCUUCUACUUUCUUCAACUGCAGUUUUUUGUGGAGGGCAAUUUGCCGGUAGGGGAACCUACUGGGAAGUGGGCUUACUGUCCGUUAAAACGUAGCAUUGCGGGACUUGGUCUCAGAAACCGGAGCAGGCGCGAAGCGGGCGACAAAGUUUGAGACGUUUCCGUUGUCGCUUUUCACCCGUUGAUAACAUUCAUGCUCCAUGCAAACUUCGCAUUGCACGCCAGCACAAUGACAAGUGUGGAUAAACUUAAUCUUGCAGAAAACUUGUCAACCUCAACAACAUCCAUCCCGUUCAAUUUCCAUAUGCCUCCUGUACAGACGACCCAGUCCCCAACUUCCUUUCCCGUCCCCACAAUAACACCCUCACCUAUCCCAAAAGCUUCAAUACCUCCUUCACGCAGCCCAAGCCAACGCAGCAGGGACCUCGACUUGGGUUUGUCUGAUAGCCCAAACUUGCAAGUGCAGUCCAAUACAACCGAACGUCGCAAAUCGACGUCCGCGUCACGUCCCCGGCCGAGUUCAGUCCAUAAUGAUGGGGACACGGCCCGAUUGAUGGACGGUGACAUUGAUGAACUGAACAACGAGCUGGCGAGGCUUAGCUCGGUCAUAGCAGAUCUUCCCGAGCCGCGUGGACCAUCUCAGACCCUGGGAAGAAAAGCGCGAAAGUCGUCGAUGGACAAUACCAAUAGCAAUCCCGGCCCUAAUCCUGAUGCCGAGACUCGUCAAUCUAUGGCAUCGCAUCCAACUAUGCUGUCCAAUGUGGUGCCUGCCUCCCGCUCCCGCCAACCUUCCAUCCGCGCUACCAAUCCUCGUGCUGCAUUUUCGGACGCAACAAUUGAACGCAGACUACAAUCCAUCCCGUCUGAGAUGGUUGACUUGCUUCAGGGGGAAUUGGGACAAGAUCUUGAUGUGCGGGGCUUGAUGACAAAGUUAAGGGAAACAGAAGAGAAUGUAAUAAAUAAGAUUAUUCCACGGAACAGAAUGGUGGACUUGUCGUCUAAAGUGGCAGAUAAGGACAUCCGAAUACGCAAGGAAAACAAGCAGAAAAUUGAAGGAACGGGCGACGAUACAUCCAGAGGACUAUGUGGACUUUCUCAUUUAAAACGGACCUGGCGGAAGUUAAGAAGGCGAGCAAAUUCCAAGGGAGAAUGCUCUCUGGCACCAUCUGUGACACUACAGCCUUCCAGCGUUCACCCUGCGAUUGAUCCCACCCGGCCACUCAAUUAUGCUCCACCAACUAUUCCACCGCCACCUCCUCACCUGGAGGCAACCGACAACAUUCAACUGGCAAUCUACUAUCACGAAUCAGACAACCUAGACCUUUCCGUGUACUACCUCGAACGAUCUGCAUUGGAAGGGCACCCGCUUGGUUUAUACCUGCUGGGCAUGUGUUUGCGCCAUGGAUGGGGUGUCGAGGAAGACAGGAUACGGGCCGUCAGGUGCUUUGUGCGAGGGGCAGAGGCCAGUAUAGUCGGUGUCGCGGAAGUGUGGAAGCGAUGGAAAGACAAGCAAGCGCACCCAACUUCUGGUGCUUCGGGUUCGAGCUCCACCACUGGACAGCACAUGACACCGGGCGAUCUAACAUCUUCCACUGAAAGACCUUCAUCAAAAUCAAAAUCCAGUGCGUGGAACGGAGUGGUACCACCGGCUUCCAAUCUUGCAAACGGGCUGGGAAUAUCACCUUCCUGUGACUCGCUACCCACAUCCAGUAGAAGUCACGGUAUGAUCGCUCCCCCCCGAUCCUCCUCCAUCUUUCCCUCUCUCACCCGCCGUUUAUCAUCAACCUCCCGCACCUCAACUGUUUCACGCCCAAUGUCCACAUGGUCCAUUUUUGCCACAGCGUCUAGAAUCAUAACGAGUUCACCUUCCCCCACUCAAAACUUCACUUCUGGCGAUGUUUUGACAGACUUGAGUAUUACCCGCUCUAUUCUUCCCUUACCAUUAUACGAACUCGGAAUAUGUUUUAGGCAUGGAUGGGGCGUGGCAAAAUCGCUUCCGGCGGCUUUCUACUUCCUUCGAGCGGCGGCUUGUGCAGGUGAUCCUGAUGCAAUGAUUGAGACGGCUUAUUGUUUGCUAAAUGGUGUGGGGGUGAAAAAGGACCGUAAAGAAAGUGCAAAGUGGUUUCGGAGCGCGGUGCAAGAAGGAAAGGAGGUUGUAGGUGAAGGAUGGAUAUGGAAGGAAAAGUGGAUGUAGGGGAGUUAUGGCGUGUAUGUUCCUUUGUGGGGCUUUCAUUCAUAUUGUAAAUAUCACA